CUUCGUUUUGUCUUGCAGGGUGACAGUCACAUCCAUGUGCAGCAUGGACCUGAGUCGCUUCCCUCUGGACACGCAGACAUGCUCUUUGGAGAUCGAGAGCUAUGCGUACACAGAUGAUGACCUGAUGCUGUACUGGAAGAAAGGGAACAGGUCAUUAAACACAGACGAAAAAAUAUCUCUCUCCCAGUUCCUUAUCCAAGAGUUCCACACCACCACCAAGCUGGCCUUCUACAGCAGCACAGGCUGGUACAACCGUCUGUACAUCAACUUCACCCUGCGCCGCCAUGUCUUCUUCUUCCUGCUACAGACCUAUUUCCCUGCCACUCUGAUGGUCAUGCUGUCAUGGGUGUCCUUCUGGAUCGACCGCAGGGCCGUCCCUGCCAGGGUGCCACUAGGUAUAACCACGGUGCUCACCAUGUCCACCAUCAUCACUGGAGUCAACGCCUCCAUGCCCAGGGUGUCCUACAUAAAAGCUGUGGACAUUUACCUCUGGGUCAGUUUCGUCUUUGUCUUCCUGUCGGUGAUCGAGUACGCUGCUGUCAACUACCUGUCCACUCUACAAGAACGCAAAGAGAGGGCACUCCGAGAGAGGGUUAGUACCAGUCACUCAUCUCCAUGCUGAUAGAUGCCUACAGGUGCUUUAACUGAAGACAUUGUUUUAGAGCACCAAAUGUUUAACCAGGCUAGUGGCGCGGUUCUAAUGACGGAUUGGUUGGUUGGAAAAACUGAAAUGUUGUCUAGAAUUAAGUGUAUUAUGUCAACAGAUUUCAUAUAACUGCAUUAGGUUUGUUGAAAGCAAUAAUAUAUUGUCAAAUAAAAAUUAGGUUCAACUUGAUUUCAACUAACCUAAUACAGUUAUGCAGAGGUGGGAAGUAACGAAGUAGAAAUACUUUUUUACUGUACUUAAGUAGAUUUUUCAGGUAUCUGUACUUUACGGCCCAUGUCAUGCUUUUCCAGUUAUUACCCGUCCCCUUGUGUGUUAUGAAGGUUUUUCUGCAUGUAAACGGUCUGCA
Messenger RNA from Notothenia coriiceps (black rockcod), 1013 nucleotides. Its product is annotated as gamma-aminobutyric acid receptor subunit rho-1-like. The annotation marks the transcript as partial. NCBI's taxonomy places the organism in Eukaryota, Metazoa, Chordata, Actinopteri, Perciformes, Nototheniidae. Gene Ontology annotation, molecular function: extracellular ligand-gated monoatomic ion channel activity; transmembrane signaling receptor activity. Gene Ontology annotation, cellular component: membrane. The record is from RefSeq and is a predicted model, not a curated record. Gene Ontology annotation, biological process: monoatomic ion transmembrane transport. The transcript is spliced from 4 exons.